Messenger RNA from Malania oleifera, 1046 nucleotides. Its product is annotated as sm-like protein LSM8. Bases 384 to 680 code for a protein of 98 amino acids. The record is from RefSeq and is a predicted model, not a curated record. NCBI's taxonomy places the organism in Eukaryota, Viridiplantae, Streptophyta, Magnoliopsida, Santalales, Ximeniaceae. The transcript has 7 exons. Gene Ontology annotation, molecular function: RNA binding. Gene Ontology annotation, biological process: mRNA splicing, via spliceosome. Gene Ontology annotation, cellular component: precatalytic spliceosome; U4/U6 x U5 tri-snRNP complex; U6 snRNP.
GGCGGACACGUUCGGCGUAAGUCCGGGACACUUAAAACGCUGCGUUUGGUCCACUUUAUACAACCCCCCCAAAAAAAACACAAAACUGAGGCAGAACGAGCACAAGACGAGCGUAGCUUCGUCGAACCCGUGGAAGUCUCGAACCCUACCGCUCGCCACCCUUUCUCCCAGCCUUCAAACCUCGCUUCCCGCCUCCAGUCGCCGGACAUCUCAACCUCAUUGACGUUCGACGACGAUCUUAGUUUCUUCGAAGGCUCGAAAUCUCUUCUCUGCUGAACGGUCGAACUUCCGAACCUGAAGCCUCUGCUCUCUCGAAGGCUUGCCGUCAAACCUUGUAAAGUUGUGACGAUCAUUGUACCAAACGAGGCUGUCAGGUGUUUCUAAUGUCAAGUGGGCCUGGACUUGAGUCUCUUGUUGAUCAAACAAUCUCAGUUAUUACAAAUGAUGGGCGUAAUAUUGUGGGAGUCUUGAAAGGCUUUGACCAGGCAACGAAUAUAAUCCUUGAUGAAUCUCAUGAACGGGUUUAUUCCACCAAGGAGGGCGUUCAGCAACUUGUUUUAGGAUUGUACAUCAUAAGGGGUGACAACAUAAGCAUUGUUGGGGAACUGGAUGAAGAGCUGGAUUCUAACUUGGAUUUGUCAAAACUGAGAGCUCAUCCCCUAAAGCCUGUUAUCCACUAAUGAGUGACUCUGAUGAGCAUGGAAAGCUGUACUCUACGCCCCCACUCUUUCAACUCCCAAAAGAGUCGAAAGAAAGUUUCUGGUUUACUGGUGUAUAUUGCUGCUGCUGCUGUCUGCUGUUUUGUUUUCGGCACCUCUCCGGGAUUUGCUAUGAAACGAGCCUCCCGACCUUCAAGAAAUGACGGCCACCCCGCCAUUUGUUUUGAUUUUUUUUCUUGUUUUUGUUUUAUACCUCAUGCUUGAGAGCAUAAAUUUGAAGUUCUGGAUUUGAAAUUGUGGAUGUGGAUGAAACAAAAUUACAAUUUUGUGUUGCAUAUUUUAUCUAAAUUUUUCCACAAAUUUGAAUCAAGUUUAGAAUUCACUGAA